Messenger RNA from Vigna angularis (adzuki bean), 821 nucleotides. RefSeq lists its product as uncharacterized. Bases 179 to 526 code for a protein of 115 amino acids. Lineage: Eukaryota; Viridiplantae; Streptophyta; Magnoliopsida; Fabales; Fabaceae. The record is from RefSeq and is a predicted model, not a curated record. The transcript has a single exon.
AGGCCAGUUCAGGCACAGUCAUCAUCUCCAUUAUUUUCAACAAAAAAUUAGUGCACAUGACAUCCUUCAAUGGCCCCACCACCCAAAACUAUGCUAUAAAUUUUAGUUUCAGAGCUCCCUACGCUUAUCAACUUCACUCUCUCACUCGAGAAGAAGAGAAAACUCAUUUUGAAGAAGAAUGGAUCUGUGUAGGCGGUCUAAUGCUUACUCAAAGGUGGAUAAGGAGGACCCUGAAGACAUAAUCCACAGAAGGGCACAGUUUCUGAUCCACAAAGUGUUGGAGAAAGCAGAUUCACGCAGAAAGCCGUCAUGCCUCAGACUCAGAAUUUCUAAGUUGAAGAUUAAGAUUGGGAAGAGGCUAAUGAGGCUGAGGAAGCGAAUUAUGUCAGGUGUUUCCACAGUCAGACUUGGCAUUCAUGGACACUUCAUCACUCAACUCAAAACAUGGAAGAGAAUCUUUGGCAGAGAAAAACCUGGAAGACAGUCACAGACCCUCAUCACCCUUCCUCCUCUCAUCAGUUCAUGAUCACUGCCUAAGUCUAAACAUUUUACUAGGAAACUCAUGUUUUAUGCGACACAAUCUCAUGUUUCUAUCUUCUUUUGUUUUUAUGUGUUUGCUUUAGCUGAUACAAAGAGUGUUAAAUCAUAUCAGUUCUGCCUGUAGAUCAAUUUUGAGUUUUUCCUCUUUUGGUACUUUGAGAUUGUGGAAUACGAUGCAGAGGUAGAUGAAACAACAAAUUCUGUCUCUUGUGAAAUAAGUUUCAUUAUUGAUGGAGAGGUGGCAGGGGAGCUAUAAAUAUUAUUAAACGCUUGAGUUGAAA